AUGCCAGCACCGCGUCGGCCCUUCCGUUUCGUCACAGCUGGGUCCAAGCCAAGGAAGCGCCGGAGAACCCGCAACGACGGGGGGACUAGAACGGUAGAGAGCCAAGCAGUGGAGUAUCGUGAUGAGGCUGUGACUGGAACGGAUGCCGAGAUACUUCCCGAAGGGGUAAGUGAGGAGGACACGUUUAGGACAGGAGAUGCCCAAUCUGGGGAAGAUCUGGCCAACCAUGAACCAGAGAUAUUCGACGGCAGGCUAUGGGAGGACUUCACUUUAAACGACUCCUUCGCGCCGAACAUCUUUGAGUCGGUACCACAUCUUGAUUUUGGUCUACAGGAGCCAUUGAUGACGGAUUCCCCGGGUCUCCCCUCCUUACUAGCCCAAUCGAACCCGUUUUCUGGCAUUGACGAAUUUAAUGAAUCAAUGCCUGCCGAAGACUCACCCCAAGACCAGCUCGUAAUCCAGACGCUGGGUUCCACACCUUUUGAGUCUAUCCAAAACCUCCGAUGUGAGGACCUUGAUCUCAAUAACUCGAGGUGUUCCAUUCCACAAGGCCCCUCUUUUCUUCCUAGAAAGUCCACAAUCUCUGAGCCAUCACCGCAGGACCAUGAUCUCCUUUUGGAUUUGUACGAUUCUGAGUUUUGUGUCUUGCCGUUGACGUCAGAUAUUUCAGUCAACCCAUUUCGCUGUCAGCGCCAGUUACCGCAGGGGUCGCACAUACUCUUCCAUUCCAUAUUGGCACUAUGUUGCCAGCACUUGAAACGCCUUACGGGCAGUUGGUCAGCUGAAGCAGAGGAACAUCGGCGCAAGGCUCUUCAGUUGCUUGAAGGGGUGCUGCAGAGCAAACAAGCCAACAAUCAAUUUCACCUGCUAGAGCCAAUACUUAUUCUUUUUACGCUUGAUUGCGCCCUGUCCGCUGCCGGAUCGUGGACGACCCACCUCAACCGUGCACAUUCGCUCCUUCAAGCGUGUGGUGGCCCCAGUGCUCUUACGACACCUCGAGUACGAUCCCAAGUUGGCAUGCUGCUCUGGUGGGAUGCGACUCUCGCUCUGAUAUCCCGACAAGGAACUGUCAUGCAUCGCUCAUACCUAGAAUUCCUCGUACGCUGGGAAAAGCAAGACGAAUGGUCAUUUUUCGACCUAACUGGCUGCCCUCGCGACCUAUUCGCCCAUCUCUUCUUCUUAACAGAGCUAGCCCGACAAAGUGAAAUUGCAAUGUCCAUGGAAUGGCUAUCCUUCAACGUCGCACCAGUAAUGGACAUAGAACAACAACUGAUACAGUGGUAUAACGAAGAAGGAUCAUUUUCAAGACAUAAGGAGCAAGAAAUGGAUGUUUCUGACACCGAUAUCGAAAAGCAGGACCACGAGCAACGAGACCGGUACCACUGUGCCGAAGCCUGGCGCUGCGCUCUACUUCUAUACAUCGAGCGCGUAUUCAAAAGUGACAGAAUCAAACGACAGCCAGCCAUUAACAGGCUGAGUCGCCGGACUCUAGACCAUAUUCGAUGCUGUCGACGAUCAUCUCAAACCCAGAAGCAGCUGCUUCUGCCGAUCUUCCUGGCGGGAAGUGAAACUUCGGAUGAGGAGAUGAGGGGGUUUGUUAAGGAUUACUGCUCGUAUUGGGGUGAUAAGAGCCGGUAUAAUAUGUUUCACUCUGUUCCGGCGCUGUUGGAUGAGAUAUGGGCUAAGAAGAAGUGGUGGGGUGCUGUCAUUGAUAGUAGGACGAAAUCGCCAACACCUGGCAUGGGAAAGGCUCCUGAGCAGUUGCUAUUUGGGUGA
Molecule: messenger RNA, 1776 nt
Organism: Aspergillus tubingensis
Lineage: Eukaryota; Fungi; Ascomycota; Eurotiomycetes; Eurotiales; Aspergillaceae
Exons: 5
Coding region: 1-1776 (591 amino acids)
Biological process (GO): positive regulation of transcription by RNA polymerase II
Cellular component (GO): nucleus
Molecular function (GO): DNA-binding transcription factor activity; transcription cis-regulatory region binding
Source: RefSeq, a predicted model, not a curated record